This is a messenger RNA of Perca fluviatilis (European perch), 6680 nucleotides long. It is a transcript of the gene ptprz1b, whose product is annotated as protein tyrosine phosphatase receptor type Z1b. Gene Ontology annotation, biological process: peptidyl-tyrosine dephosphorylation. Gene Ontology annotation, molecular function: protein binding; protein tyrosine phosphatase activity. The transcript is spliced from 32 exons. The record is from RefSeq and is a predicted model, not a curated record. NCBI's taxonomy places the organism in Eukaryota, Metazoa, Chordata, Actinopteri, Perciformes, Percidae. The coding region runs from base 350 to 4621 and encodes 1423 amino acids.
ACUGAUUUCCAUUAAGGGCAGUGGGCGGCGCGCACACACAGCCCGUGUGUCUUAUUGCGAUAUACGUGAGUGCGCGUCCGUUAUCAUCCAGCCAGCCAGCCAGCCAGCGAGCGAGCCUGCACUCCUCAAACCAAACCCGAGCCGUACCACGCCGAGCCGAGCCAAAACGAUCGGAGCAUUUGAAGUUGGCCCUGCCGCCCCCUCACAGAGGCAGCAGAGCAGGGACGAUGACCUGGUAGCGCAUCUAUUACGCACGCGACCCGCCGUCUGUCCCUUAUAAACCCACAUUCUGCUUCUUCUUUUUUCUUCUUUUUUUUUUUUUAUAACGUUUAAUUCUCUCGCGGAGACCAUGGCUACGGCAGUUCACAGGAGCGAUAUUUUCAUCUCCCAGCUGCUGCUUUUCAGCCAAAUAGUUGUGGCAGCAGAGCCGCUGGUCCGAGGCCUGAGGAAACUCCCCGAAGAUGUCGACUGGUCCUACUCAGGUGCCCUGAACCAGCACAACUGGGGAAAGAAGUACCCGCCCUGUAACAGCGCCCGGCAAUCUCCUGUGGACAUUGACGAGACGUUCACCCAGGUCCGGCUGCAGUACCAGAAUCUACAGCUAGAAGGCUGGGACAAACUGACCGCAGAGUCCAGCACCAUCCACAACAACGGGAAGGCUGUCUCCCUCCAUGUGGAAGGGGAGUUCUUUGUCAGUGGAGGAGGGCUGAGCUCCAGGUUCCGUGUUGCUACAGUUACCUUCCACUGGGGGCACUGCAAUGCCACAUCAGAUGGGUCUGAACACAGCCUGAAUGGGAUGAAAUACCCUCUGGAGAUGCAGAUCUACUGUUACGAUCCAGAUGACUUCCAAAGUCUGGAGGACGCUAUAAGAGAAGGAGGGAGGAUCGCUGCUUUGGCAGUGCUCUUUGAGAUCAGCUUGGAAGACAACGAGAACUUCCGUCCUGUAAUAGAGGCUGUCAACACUGUCAGCAGGUUUGGUAAGAGCGGGUCGAUGGAAGCUUUCACCAUGCGGUCCUUGCUGCCGAAUAACACAGAUAAAUAUUACAUCUACAAUGGCUCACUAACUACACCCCCCUGCUCUGAAACGGUGGAGUGGAUCGUCUUUAAACACACCGUGGCCAUAUCCGAAACACAGUUGGAGGUGUUUUGUGAGGUGAUGACCGUGCAGCAGGCUGGAUAUGUGAUACUGACGGAUUACCUGCAGAGCAACUUCAGGGAGCAGCAGCAGCAGUUCAUGGGUCAGGUGUUUGCCUCGUACACCGGAGUGGAGGAAGUGCUCACACCCACCUGCAGCUCAGAGCCAGAGAACGUUCAGGCCGACGCCCAGAACGACACAACCAUCAUGGUGAUGUGGGAGCGUCCCCGUGUGGUUUACGACACAACCAUCGACUGGUACACCGUCACAUACCAGAGGCUACAGAGCCGAGACCAGAGCAAGCAGGAAUACAGGACAGACGGGGACCAGGACGUGGGUGCCAUCAUCCCUAGCCUGCUGGCCAACAGCAGCUAUGUGGUUCAGGUGGUUGCAAUUUGCACCAAUGGACUCAGAGGACGAUGGAGUGACCAGAUUAUAGUGGACAUGCCGUUAGAUGACCCUGAAAGUGAUUCGGAUCCCGACGCCGUCACAAAGGAUUUGGAAGGCCGCAGGGAGGUCUCAUCUAAAGCCAAAUCAGAGAAGCCAGAGAACCAGAAUCAGGUGGAUUUGUCUCCAGAGGACCACAGCCCCGUGGAGGAGAUCCCAGUGGAGCAGACCAGAGUUUACCAGAACCAGCCCUCCCACCACCAGAACCUCCCGGUCCAGGUCAGCACCCCAAAGACUCCCUACGAGUCCGCCGUUCUACAGAAACCUCGAUCCAGCCAGGAUGGGAAAAAGAAGCCGGACCAGAACGGGUCUAGUCCCGAUGAUAUGGAUCAGAACUGGAUUUACGAGGACAGUGAUCCAACACGCGGGCCGCUCAGAAACGCCGGUUUUGACAGCAACGGCGCAAUAUGGGUCACUGAGGUAACCGAGCAGCCGGGCUUCCUGUUUCCAGUCGCUCGGACAAACACACUGCCGGCGGUUCGCCGACAAAUCACAGAAGAGGCCUCGUUGUCAGUGUUGCCACAUCAGUCAGGGGAUCACAGUACACAAGACCGAGCUGGAGAAAGUGGCCUCCCUUCUCCCCAAACGGACGUCUACACCCCUCCUAUGGAGGACGUCCAAGUCACAGAUAUCUUCUAUGAAGACACAGUCAACCACUCUCCACUAGAAAGCAGCACCUCUGCUGCAACAGUGUCUUCUUCUUCUGCUGCUGCUGUGUUGCCAGGUAAUAAAGUGGACAAAGUCUCUUUGCUGUCCUCUGGAGACAAACCUCUACCAGAAACCAUCACCUCCGAUUCCUCCAGCCCGCCCCCCCUCUGGAUCACGGCGAGGGCGGCCACCCCCAGCAACACGCUGGCCGAGUCGGUCUACAAAUCAUUCACCACCUCCCCUCUCCUCAGGGCACUGAUGCAUACGACCCAGCCCAUGUUCAACGAGGGAAGCAACAGCAGCCACGAGUCUCGGAUCGGGCUGGUCGCAGGUCUGGAGAGGGAAAAGAGGACAGUCGUUCCUCUGGCUGUCGUCUCCACUCUCACCAUCCUCUGUCUGCUGGUGCUUGUGGGCAUACUGGUCUACUGGAGAAACUGUUUCCAGGUGGCUAAUUUCUACCCAGAUGACAGUGCGUCACCUAAAGUCCUAUCAGCUCCAUCUACACCCCUGCUGCUGGCCACAGACGGUCACGAGCCGCUGUCGGUGAAACAGUUUGUGAAGCAUGUCAUGGAGCUGCACACCACCAACACUUUCUCCAAGGAGUUUGAGAUUGUCAAAGAAUCCUAUGAGGAAGUGCAGGCGUGCACCGUGGAGAUCGGCAUCACUGCAGACAGCUCCAAUCACCCCGACAACAAAAGCAAGAACAGAUACAUAAACAUACUGGCCUAUGACCACAGUAGAGUCAAACUGUCCAACAGCUUGGACAGAGACGGGAAAUGUGGAGACUACAUCAACGCUAACUUUGUAGACGGUUAUGAGCGAACGAGGGCGUACAUCGCAGCUCAGGGGCCCCUCCGAGCGGGCCGGGAGGACUUCUGGAGGAUGAUCUGGCAGCAGAACGUUGGAGUCAUUGUCAUGAUCACCAACCUCAAGGAAAAAGGACGGACAAAAUGUGACCAGUACUGGCCGGAGGAGAACCAGGAAGAAUACGGCCCGUACCAGGUGACCCUGAAAAGCAGCAAGACCCUCGCUUACUACACGCUGCGGAUGUUCACUGUCAGAGAUACCACAAAUAAGGUUUCUCAGAGGAGAGUUGAACACACCGUCCUCCAUUACCACUACACCCAGUGGCCAGACAUGGGCGUCCCAGAAUACACUCUGCCUGUCCUGUCCUUCAUCAGAGCAUCCUCUCGGGCGCGGACACAGGAGAUGGGACCCGUACUGGUACACUGCAGUGCCGGUGUAGGAAGGACCGGAACCUACAUAGUGAUAGACAGCAUGCUGCAGCAGAUCCAGGAUCAGGGUACGGUGAACGUUCUUGGUUUCCUGAAACAUGUCCGAACGCAGAGGAACUUCCUGGUUCAGACGCAGGAGCAGUACGUGUUCAUCCAUGACACUCUGGUGGAGGCCAUCUUGAGCCGUGGCACCUCGGUGACCUCUGACCUCCUCCACACUUAUGUGUCUGACCUUCUAACCCCUGGGGCGUUAGGCAGGACACGCAUGGACAAACAGUUCAAGUUGAUCAGUCAGCGUCAGGCCAAGCACGCCGACUACAGCACCGCCCUGAGAGACGGCAAUGCUGAGAGGAACCGAGCCAGAGCUCUGAUGCCUGUGGAAAGAUCAAGAGUGUGUCUGACCGCUGCCGAGUCAAACUCCACCGGGUACAUCAACGCCUCCUACGUCAUGGGACAUCACCACAGUAAGGAGUUCAUAGUGAGCCAGACUCCUCUGAGCAGCACGGUGGCAGAUUUCUGGAGAAUGGUCUGGGAACACGGCACACACACUGUUGUCCGUCUGCCAGACACACACUGUCAGAGUGAACAGGGGGAGUCUUGUGUUUACUGGCCCAGUAACGACCAGCCAAUGAGCUUUGAGGGUUUCACUGUGUCGUACUCGGGGGAGGAGCAUGUGUGUCUGUCCAAUGACGAGAGACUUUUGGUGCAGGACUUUACAGUGGACUCUCCAGAGAACAAUUAUGUGUUGGAGGUGCGUCAGUACAGCGCCGCCUGCUGGCCCAACCCAGACAGUCCCAUUAGGAACUGUUUUGAUCUGGUCAGCACAGUCCGAGAGCACAGUAGACAUUCAGACAGACCCACAAUCAUACACGACCCGCUGGGAGGUGCUACAUCAGGGCUGUUCUGUGCCCUCACGGCCCUGUCCAGUCAGCUAGAGGAGGAGGGAGCGGUAGACGUUUACCAGGUGGCACGGAUGACCAACCUCAUGAGGCCUGGGGUUUUUAAUGAUUUAGAGCAGUACCAGUAUCUGUACCGAGCUGUGCUGAGUGUGGUGAGCAGCCAGGAAGACCAGAGAGCCCUGCAGAGUCCAGAAACCAACGGAUCGGUACCACUGGGACAGACCAACAUCGCUGAAAGCCUGGAGUCACUCAUGUAGACACAGGCAAAAACAACACGCAAACAUGUCACAUACACAGAAAAUAUGCAUCACACAGACACACACACACAGACACACACAGACACACACAGACACACACACACACACACACACACACACACACACACACACACACACACACACACACACACACACAGACUGAGUGCUGUGGUGACUUAGGCUUAGUCUGACAUGAGAUGAGAGGAUGAACACCACCUUUUCUGUGUCUGUGGUUCAUAGCUGUGUCCGCUGGGCGUGUGGCGUGGUUAGACAGGUCAUUAAAAGUGAUAACCUUUACUCACUGUGUCAUACUGUCAGCGUUAGCGUGCACAGCAGACUGAGCUACCAGAACCCACCAGGCACAGAGCUUAUUUCUGAUGUUUAACCCUCAUGUCGGACACAGUGACCAACCGGCCAUGAUGCGACUCCUCCUUUUACAAGGGCAAAGGUACCACUUUCAAAUAAGGCACUGCUUAUAAAGGAUUUCAUUUGAGUUAUAAAUGGUUGAUAAAUAAUGUACUCAUUUUUCAUAGAUCAGUGAUAGGUCUUUAAAUAAACAAUGUUUGUGUUGCCAGGUUGUUAAACUCCCUUUGACUGCUCAGACAGUUUCAAAUCCAUUUAGUCAAAUUAUAACUACGUUCUUAAUGGCUUAAGAACGUAGUGAGAACUCAAUGAGCAUUUAUUAAGGGUAUAUUAUGAAGUAUUUUACAAAAAAACUAUGUAUAGAUUAAUACAAAAAUAGUCCCUUUCAAUCAUCACUUAUGACCUACUAGAAGUGUGUCGUGGUAUCUGAUCCUCUCUUCUCAUUUUGCUGAGUGCGGGACGUUUAUGGGCGUCAGCAAAAAGCCUUUGAGCCCCACGUGCAGGGUGGGCAGCCAGUUGUCAUUUCCAAUACGCUGCUUAAUCACAGAUCAAUCUCUGCAUUCCCACUGAAUCUAGCAAUGUGGCUCCUUCUCGCAGAGGUAUGGCUGCGUUUAUGGUGGGCUUUGGAACGUAAGCGCUGUGAAACAAUCAGAAAAAACGUUUUAUUCCUCCGAUUCACUGCUUUGUGCGGCGCUCCCUCUCUUCAUUCACUCUCUAGCUCGACCACCACUGCUCUCUCUCUCUCUCUCUCUGGCUCAUUUAGCCGGGGAGGAGGGGCCAACUGUGACCGCUGUUUACAGACCGUACCGCCUGGAUUCCACCAGGCGCAGAUGCGCCGCGUUUCGGUUGGGCCGUGGUUUUGUUCCAUCGUUCGCCACACAUACCACGCUGGGAGCAUCUCAGAAGCGGAGCGUCUGGCACAGACGCGCCUGGUAGAAUUAAGGGGUAAGCGAUACCUCCUACAUAAUAUAACUUUAUUUACUUUAUUACCAGUCAAAAGUUUGGACACGUUUUCCCAUAAGCAUGUUUAAUCUUUUGACUGGUACUGUAUAACUGCAUUUUUACCGAAGAGAAAGGACAAACACAAGCUAAUGGGAUUUUUGCCAACCCCGAUAACUAAUCUAUAUAUUUACAAAAAAUUGCAAAUGAUUUAUCAGCCAUUAAUAAAGCAAUUAGUUAAAAUGUCUUUGUAACAGGUUCCUUAUUAGAAAGUUGUACCAAGAAAGCUUCACUGCCUUUUCAACAAGAACCAACAAACUUUCCAACUGUGUAUCUGUUGCUGGUCAGCAUGGAGCCUGAAGCUGCAGAGAGGAGAGGCCAAAAACCUUCGGAGGUGAAUUUUUUUUUUUUUUUUUAGGUAGAAUUUCUACCUAAAAUUAAUUUCUCAUUUCAUAGGAAAUUAUUUUUCUUAAUGAUGAAAGGAGUCAGCUGUUUAAUUCCAACAACAGACCUACCUUAAAUUCGUAACUUAUGUCUAUUUUAAUCUUUCGUUAACAUUUAUUUCUUUGAUUAGUGGUCUCUUUGCCUUUUUCAUCACUCGGUCUUCUAAAAGACAGACAUGAAUAUGAAUAAAAAUUGAAAUUGGCAAACAGGCAAAACAAAUAGAAAUAUAUUCGAUGCAAAUGAUAGUAGAACAAGAUGACUUCAUUGUUAACCAGCAGAUUUUGGGGCUCAAACUACCACGUAUCCUUAUUUA